Molecule: messenger RNA, 1281 nt
Organism: Galeopterus variegatus (Sunda flying lemur)
Lineage: Eukaryota; Metazoa; Chordata; Mammalia; Dermoptera; Cynocephalidae
Gene: RPE
Product: ribulose-5-phosphate-3-epimerase
Exons: 6
Coding region: 1-687 (228 amino acids)
Biological process (GO): pentose-phosphate shunt, non-oxidative branch; carbohydrate metabolic process; pentose-phosphate shunt
Cellular component (GO): cytosol
Molecular function (GO): metal ion binding; D-ribulose-phosphate 3-epimerase activity
Source: RefSeq, a predicted model, not a curated record
AUGGCGUCGGGCUGCAAGAUUGGCCCGUCCAUCCUCAACAGCGACCUGGCCAAUUUAGGGGCCGAGUGCCUCCGGAUGCUAGACUCUGGGGCCGAUUAUCUGCACCUGGAUGUAAUGGACGGGCAUUUUGUUCCCAACAUCACCUUUGGUCACCCUGUGGUAGAAAGCCUCCGAAAGCAGCUAGGCCAGGACCCUUUCUUUGACAUGCACAUGAUGGUGUCCAGGCCGGAACAAUGGGUAAAGCCAAUGGCUGUAGCAGGAGCCAAUCAAUACACCUUUCAUCUUGAGGCUACUGAGAACCCAGGAGCUUUGAUUAAAGAUAUUCGGGAGAAUGGGAUGAAAGUUGGCCUUGCCAUCAAACCAGGAACUACGGUUGAGUAUUUGGCACCAUGGGCUAACCAAAUAGAUAUGGCCUUGGUUAUGACGGUGGAACCUGGGUUUGGAGGGCAGAAAUUCAUGGAAGAUAUGAUGCCAAAGGUUCACUGGUUGAGGACCCAGUUCCCAUCUUUGGAUAUAGAGGUCGAUGGUGGAGUAGGUCCCGACACUGUCCAUAAAUGUGCGGAGGCAGGAGCUAACAUGAUUGUGUCUGGCAGUGCCAUUAUGAGGAGUGAAGACCCGAGAUCUGUGAUCAACCUGUUAAGAAAUGUUUGCUCAGAAGCCGCUCAGAAACGUUCUCUUGAUCGAUGAAACCACAAGGAGCGCAAUGUUUUCUGCUCAUGAAAUCUUCGUUUACUAGAAAACAGUAAUAUUGACUACCAAAUAAUAUUGCAGUUGAGGCAGUGCUGCUUUUCUGAGCAAUUAUUCAUUCCACUAAUUAAAAUCUAUUGUGCAGAAUGUUCUAAGAGGUUAGAAAUUGGUGUGUAUAACUACAUUUUUAGAGAUGCAAUUUAAAAAUUAGUGCGAAAUACCCUGUUUUUACUGGGAGACUUAAUUUUUAUAAAGAGUAAAAAUACGGCUAUAUUAAAGUUAGAAACAGAAAUAUGUCUUAAUGCCUAAGGAGGGCAUAGUAGCUACUAUGAAAAAAACUUUCUGUAUUUCAAAACAGAAUAUUUUGCUGUUUUUCCAAAAUCAGAGGAAGUCCUAUGUUUUUCUUAUUUUGUGUCAGUUGUGAUUUGUUUUUACGCUUGAUAAUAUGAGUAGACUGGAACUUAAAAAUAUGUUUGUGUGGGUUGGCAUACCAUAUUAUUGCAUCUGAAAUUUUUAUUUUUCACUUUUCACUUUAUACUUGAUUCAUAAAGGCUAUAAAAACAAUGUAUGAAGCCCAAGGGUUCUAAAAUUCAA